Molecule: messenger RNA, 1319 nt
Organism: Malaclemys terrapin pileata
Lineage: Eukaryota; Metazoa; Chordata; Testudines; Emydidae
Gene: GPR174
Product: G protein-coupled receptor 174
Exons: 1
Coding region: 74-1054 (326 amino acids)
Biological process (GO): phospholipase C-activating G protein-coupled receptor signaling pathway; positive regulation of Rho protein signal transduction
Cellular component (GO): membrane
Molecular function (GO): G protein-coupled receptor activity
Source: RefSeq, a predicted model, not a curated record
AUAGGAAAUUUGACGAUAGCUGGAAAUUCCAUUGGUAACGUAAACUUCUCAUUAGAGUUCACAUCUGUGCUAAAUGAAAAUAAACAUGACGACAGACAGCUCAACCUGUUACAACAAUACUGAUGUUAAGCAUUACUAUACAAUAACAUACACUUUGAUUCUGGUCCCUGGAUUAAUAGGGAAUGUUUUAGCUCUGUGGGUCUUUUAUGGCUACAUGAAAGAAACCAAGAGGGCUGUGAUAUUUAUGAUCAAUCUAGCCAUUGCUGACUUAGCACAAGUUUUAUCCCUUCCUCUAAGGAUUUUCUACUACUUGUCUGGAACAUGGCACUUUGGAGAAGGUCUCUGUAUAUUUUGUUUCUACCUUAAGUAUGUAAAUAUGUAUGCAAGCAUCUACUUCUUGGUUUGCAUCAGUGUAAGACGAUUUUUGUUUCUUAUGUACCCCUUCAAGUUCAGUGACUGCAAACGUAUAUAUGAUGUGUACAUCAGUAUCGCUGGGUGGAUUGUAGUCUGCAUUGGCUGUUUGCCUUUUCCUCUUCUAAGAUUUAACUCUAGUAAGAUGAAUACCAAUACGUGCUUUGCAGAUCUUCCCAUAAAGGAAAUUAACCUUUCCAACUCCAUUGUGAUGAUGACCAUAGGUGAGCUGAUUGGGUUUGUAACUCCUCUGCUGAUAAUUCUGUAUUGCUCAUGGAAGACUAUCCUAUCAUUAAAAGAAAAGAAUUCCAUUUCCCAUGACUUUGGAGAGAAAAAAAAGGCUUUAAAGAUGAUCCUCACCUGUGCUGUGGUAUUUCUGAUUUGCUUUGCACCUUAUCAUAUCAGUUUUCCUUUAGAUUUCCUUGUUAAAUCAAGACGGAUAGAAAACCAAUGUGCCCGAAAUGUGAUUUCAAUAUUUCAUGCAGUGGCUUUGUGUCUUGCCAGUUUGAAUUCCUGUGUAGACCCAGUUAUAUACUACUUCACUACAGAUGAGUUCAGAAGACGACUUUCAAGACAAGAUUUGCAAGACAGUAUUCAGUUACACAACAGAGGUUAUGCGAAAAAACAUUCCAGAACUGUGUAAUAAGGUGAAGUGGUGGAAUAUUUUAAUAUUGCACUUUCUGAAAUGAUUAAAAGGAUGUUCAACAUCAUAUUCAUGUGGCCCAGCAUAUUGGGGAAAAUUCUGAAAUCCUUUCUCAGGCAAACAUCUGUUGAUUUCAAUGAGCGUUGGACUGAUUAAAAAACUGACAAAGGACUUGUGGAUUUGACCUUUUUCUUGCAAUCUUUUUGUGAAUAUUGAAUUUAAACAACAUGUUAUGUAUAUUAUAAAAAAGAAUUGAUAUAGUGCC